This is a messenger RNA of Prorocentrum cordatum, 318 nucleotides long. The record is from the annotation of a GenBank genome assembly. NCBI's taxonomy places the organism in Eukaryota, Dinophyceae, Prorocentrales, Prorocentraceae.
GAAGAAUCCGACGAGAUCAUCGAGGUGGAUGCCUGGGCGCCCGACAUGACGGUUCCAGCUGAUGACAACUACGGCGACUACACGCGCUGGGGCGUCCAGGUCAUGAAGGACACGAACGACAAGCUGUGGCGCCUCAAGUUCAGGAGCCGCCGCACCGAGGGCUACGACACGAUCGCCUAUAUGGAGGUCAGCGACAAAAGCUGGACCGACAGCAUCAUGGCGAAGUGCGACGCGGGCUGCAAGGCCACCAUGAGCCGCCUGGUCAUGACGUGGCUGUUCUACUUUGUGCUGAAGAACCAGACGGCCGACAAGCAGAAG